Labrus mixtus (cuckoo wrasse) is the source of this 11292-nucleotide messenger RNA. Its product is annotated as solute carrier organic anion transporter family member 5A1-like. Gene Ontology annotation, biological process: transmembrane transport; sodium-independent organic anion transport. Gene Ontology annotation, cellular component: membrane. Bases 782 to 3445 code for a protein of 887 amino acids. NCBI's taxonomy places the organism in Eukaryota, Metazoa, Chordata, Actinopteri, Labriformes, Labridae. The transcript is spliced from 10 exons. Gene Ontology annotation, molecular function: protein binding. The record is from RefSeq and is a predicted model, not a curated record.
UGAGCACUGCGGUAUUAUCCGAGCAGCCCCACACCGGACUCGGACUUCUCCCGUUAAAUGCUCGUUUUUCCUCGACGACUUUUCUCCUUUUUAUAAUUUAUAUUUUUUUCAUUUAUAUCCAGCCGGGAUUUUCAUGGAAAAAGAUAUUACUCAAUGACAGCCUCUCUCUCUCCCGCUGGGAGGACAGCUGGUGCGGUGAUAACGUCGAGGGGGGGUGAUGCCCUUGACUUGGGGAGGAGGAGUUUGAAGGAGAAGGGGGGCACCGUCAUCUAAUGUACCAAAAAAAAAAAAGCUGUGACAUUGUAACGGUGUGAUCUUCACUGGCAGGACCUGUCUGGGAUGCGGCGCAUGCUCUGCGAGUUCAUUUCGUCACUGCCAGCAUUGUCCUGCUGAGGGAAGCCAUCGAGUGGAAAUGUUGUGCAUCUGCAGGGAGCCCUGGCCCUGGAGCACCGCUGGCCGAGCUGAGGAGGCCUAAGCGAUGUCCACCUCCGGAUUAGAUGGUUGCUGAAGGCGAAUGUGCAUGUCAAGAUAAACAAACCGGGACUGAGGCUGUGCUGCCUGCACUGCAGAUAAGCAGAAGCUGUGAGUGUGCUCUCCCCUCUGGUUGACGUUGUUGCUUUUUUUUGGGCCUCUUUGUGUGCCAGACUGUGUUUGUGGGAGUAGAUGUGCUUAUUAAUAAUGAAUGUAUUGGGCAGCAGCCCCUAGACUGUAGACUCAAAGCUUGGUAACUGGGGUGGGUUUAUUUCUAACCCCUAAAGAAAGGCGGGUUUGACUUGGAAUAAUGGCAGACCACGAGGAAGAAGAGUUGUCCGAGUCCCUUCAGAAGGAGGAAGGCUUUUCCAGUGAGCCGGAGGAGCCGAACUUUAAAUCUAAAAGUUUGCCUGUUUUAAACGAAGCAGCCCCUCAAGAGGAAACCUUGCUCACUAGUUCUGUGCGGAUGUCUAUAACAGCAGAAGAGAGCGCAGAAUUUAUCCAGCUUCCGGCUAAGACUGAGUCCUUCCAGGCAGAGUCCCCGACGAGAACAAACUAUGUGCCCAAGCCGGGGAAGUCGGCGCUAAACAGACCAAGCUCGUACAUGGAGAACACAGAGAUCCGCAGGAGUAAAAAUUUAGCGAGAGGGAAGCCCCCGGGGUUUUUCGCUUCCAGGCUCGCUCGGAUCCGUCUGCCCAGCAGGAAGUACCUGAGCAUCUUCCUGCAGGACUCCCGCUGCUUCCUGUUCUGCAUGUGCUACCUGACGUUCAUCCAGUCGCUCAUGGUGUCCGGCUACCUCAGCAGUGUCAUCACCACCAUAGAGAAAAGGUACAGCCUGAGGAGCUCCGAGUCGGGUCUCCUCGUCAGCUGUUUCGACAUAGGGAGCCUCCUGGUGGUCGUCUUUAUCAGCUACUUUGGUGGUCGGGGCCAGAGGCCUCGCUGGCUGGCGGUGGGUGGAGUUUUCAUUGCUGUCGGCGCCGCCCUCUUCUCCUUGCCGCACUUCAUCUCCCCGGCCUACCAGAUCCAGGAGGUUAACUCGACCUUUGGCAACGAGGGCCUGUGUUUGAACAGCAACGCUAGCGGCAGGGACCGCGUUGACAUCACUUCCUGUCCCAGAGACCAGGAGGGCAACGAGCACAACCUGUACGUGGCGCUGUUCGUCAUCGCCCAGAUCCUGGUGGGCAUGGGAUCCACGCCCAUCUACACGCUCGGACCCACCUACCUGGACGACAACGUCAAGAAGGAGAACGCCUCGCUGUAUCUAGCCAUGAUGUACGUGAUGGGAGCACUGGGUCCAGCGGCUGGCUACCUGCUGGGAGGAGUCCUCAUCGGCUUCUACGUGGACCCCAAGACUGUUGUGAACAUUGAUCAAAGCGACCCCCGCUUCAUCGGAAACUGGUGGAGCGGGUUCCUGCUCUGCGCCGUGGCCAUGCUGCUGGUCAUCUUCCCCAUGUUCACCUUCCCCAAGAAGCUGCCGCCCCGACACAAGAAGAAGAAGAGGAGGAAAAAGGUGAGCAUGGACGACCUGUCCAGCGACGACGACGUCCACAAGGAGAAGAGCAACAACAACAAGAACCAGACGGUCACCUCGUCCAUGGGCUUCGGCAAAGACAUCAAAGACCUGCCAAAAGCAGCAGUGAGGAUCCUCAGCAACGUGACCUUCCUCUUCGUCAGUCUGUCCUACACGGCGGAGAGCGCCAUAGUCACCGCUUUCAUCACCUUCAUCCCCAAGUUCAUUGAGUCUCAGUUUGGCAUCCCGGCCUCUAGCGCCAGCAUCUACACCGGAGUGAUUAUUGUGCCCAGUGCCGGCGUUGGCAUCGUCCUGGGCGGCUACAUCAUUAAGAAGCUGAAGCUUGGAGCUCGCGAGUCGGCCAAGCUGGCCAUGAUCUGCAGCGGAGUCUCCCUGCUCUGCUUCUCCACGCUGUUCAUCGUGGGCUGCGAUAGCAUCAACCUGGGAGGAAUCAACAUCCCGUACACCACCGGACCGACUCUCACCAUGACUCAGAGGAAUCUGACCGGAGGCUGCAACGUGAACUGCGGCUGUAAAAUCCACGAGUACGCUCCGGUGUGCGGCUCCGAUGGCAUCACGUACUUUAACCCCUGCCUGGCCGGCUGCAGCAGCGUGUCCAACGACAGCACCGGGAUCCGUAACUACUCGGACUGCGCCUGCGUCCAGAGCCGGCAGGUCAUCACGCCGUCGUCCAGCGGGCAGGGCAGCAACCAGCUGCAGCUCGUCAUCGUCAAGACCUACCUGAACGAGAACGGUUACGCCGUGUCGGGAAAGUGCGACCGCACCUGCAGCACCCUCAUCCCCUUCCUCAUCUUCCUCUUCAUCGUCACGCUCAUCACUGCCUGCGCCCAGCCCUCCGCCAUCAUCGUCACCCUCAGGUCUGUCGCGGAGCAGGAGCGUCCGUUCGCUCUGGGAAUGCAGUUUGUUCUCCUCAGGACCCUCGCCUACAUCCCGACCCCCAUCUACUUCGGCGCCGUCAUCGACACCACCUGCAUGUUGUGGCAGCAGGACUGCGGUGUCCACGGCUCCUGCUGGGAGUACGACGUCACCUCCCUGCGCUUCGUCUACUUUGGCCUCGCCGCCAGCCUCAAGUUCCUCGGCUUCUUCUUCAUCUUCCUCACUUGGUACUCCAUCAAGUACAAAGAGGAGCGGGUGGAGCGCUGGCUCAAGCGCCACCUGUCUCCGGUCGACACCGUGGGCAGCCUCGUCUGCCACCCGGGUGGCCACAAGGGCCACGCCCGCACCCGCUCCUGCCCCGUCAACAUUCCACGGAACGACCCCAACGCGCUGGCGGCUAACGGCCCGCCGCGCGCCGGCACCCUCAACCGCGGCAUCAGCACCCAGAGUUGCCCCGGCAACGAGCUUAAAGCAAUAACUCCUCCCCCUCCAGCGACGCCGACGCCUGCUGCCUCACCUGCCCCGACUCCGGCCCGUUCGCUGGAACAAGUCUCAGUCCGGGUCUGAGUUUCAGAAGGGGGGGCGGGCACAUGAGGACUUCAUUCUGAAUCCACUCAGGUGGAUUUUAGCCGCUCCACAGCGGAGGUCCUGCUCUCAUCCUUAGACUGUGGGCCGGUUAAAAGCUUGAAUUGGCUUUCAGGUUUUUUUCAGCAUCUGUGGUCUCUUAGGAUCCGGAUUCCUUCAGAACCUCAGAACAAAAAAAUGUUGAAAGCAUCGGAGCGUUUUCUUUGUGAUCCACCUGCUAGCGCCGCGAGCGGACAAAGGCUUAGCAUCCUCACUUUGGACAGAGGAGAGUUCAUCGUUCAUAAACACCACCUGCCCCUCCCCCCUCCCUCACCUCGGCAACAUGUGCCUUCUGUCACCACGGUCCUCACAUGUACGGUACACCCAUGAAUAAAAAAAAACACCCUGACACAGAGGACGUCACUCAGACACCCUGUAGGAUAAAAGAGUCACCUGAACAGAUACCUCAGCUUUCCCUCCACCUCACGUCUGCGUGCUUCUUCUUCUUCUUCUUCUUCAUUGUUUUUUUUUCUUUUGUUUCCCAGACACCACAUAUCACACGGAACAAAAACAAAAAAAAAACUUGGGAUACACUGAAGUUAAGUGUUAAGAACUGGAAACCGAUGGCAUGGUGCUAUGUGAAAAAACAACGUUCAAUGUCCACAUUUAGUUUUUUUUUCUUAGUUUUUAGGGGGUUAAAAAAAACACUUGAAAAGAACCCAACGGGACGGCAGGUCACUAGGCUAAGCAGCUUGGCAACGCACAGAAUGCAUUCUUGUCCCAUGCAAGGCCUUUUGUUGCUCACCAUGGGCACAAUGACACGUAGUAUUACCGCUGGAAGUCGGAUUGUUUUGGCUUUUGCCAGCUUCAUACAAUGCAUCCAUACAUCGCAGCUGUUUCUCCCUCCUGACUUGGCAACCUGAUAAGUGGUUUAACUCAAAAAAAAAAAAGAGAAAAGAAAAGAAAAAAAAAAAUACGUAACUGUUUGGACGAGUCGCCUUCACACGUCUGGAAGAACACUGAACUCUACUCGGAGGACGUCAGGAGGUUGGACUCGAAAAGACGGAGUGACUUUUUAUUUUAUUUUAUUUUUUACCAGGCCCCAAUGAGAGACGCAGCCAAUCAUCUACCGACAAAAAACACGACGUUUGUACGGAAACAUGUACGCAGAUACGUAGUCAACCAUCACGUAGAGGUCUUAGUGUAGUCGUCUGUUCUUCGUCAGCUCCGGAAAAUAAAAAGCUGCGGGUGAAAAGUGAGCUGGAUGAAGAGGAAUAGAAAGUCAGCUUCUCGCUCUGCUUAUGAUGGUUAAUUGUUAAACAGUAGUCCCAAUGAUUUAUGGGUAAUUCUUGCUGAGAAAAAUUAGCAUUAGCCGUUUUUUUUUUUUUUGUUUGUUUUUUUUACUCAACAUGUCGGACGAUGCUGAAGUGUGGAGCGUAAGAAGAAGGUUUAGAUAUUUAGCAAACUUACUUUCUGAGUGAACACUGUCGAGCUGCAGCUUCUGAAGAUUAUUCUUUAAAAUGGUAGCAUCUCAUAUUUAGCAUGCUAGCUAGUUAGCAGCAUUUUGGCUGCUUAGUAGUCAAUUUAAAAACACUUAUUAGUACCUUACUCUACAUGAGUCUACAGCUAACAGGUCAUUAGCUAAGAGUUUGCCCUCCAUACCUCCUGAUUACUGGAUACUAAGUCAGGAAGUUGUUGAACGUGAUUUAUAAUCUUAGGCCAUGUGUCCGCGUUUGUGUGCUGGCAAGGAAAGCGCUGCACAUCCGCCCUGUCUCCAUGACAACAGUCUGUUGAUAACGGCCGCCGUAUGACCGACGUGGCUUCGUUGCCUUUAAGUGAAUGCUGGAGUAAAAAACGAUCUCAAAUAUAAAACAGACACGGAGCAAAGAUCAUUUGGGUACAAGACGCAAUCUGUGGGCGCCAAAAAUACGGGGAAUAUCAUACAUUUGGAAAAGAGCGCCGGUGAAGUCGACAGCAGCUUUCUGGAAAGUCGAAAGACUUGAGCGCUCUUAGUGGCCGCGCAAAAAAUGCGGAACACUUGGAUUAAGGACGCUGGGUUCUAUGCUUCCUCUGGGCGGUCGCCUGAUGCUGCAAACGCUCUCUCCUUAUUGAAUACGACAAAAAAGUGCUAAGUGGACACGAUGCCUAAGAUCAUAAUGUAUGAUCAACAACUUUCUCACUUUCUAUCAAUGAGCAGUAAUCAGGAGGAUGUUGAAAAUGACUGAUUAGCUUUAGACUACGGUCAUGUAGAGUUAGGGUUCGAUCACCAGUAUGCACAAACAGCCACGCUCCGCAGGCGCUCCCCGCUCUUCUACCCCCAGAUGCGGCCGAUCCUAUAGGGCGAAGCGUCUCUGUGUGAUCGCACCCCUGAGGUGCUUAUAAGCGCUAAAUAACGACCGAUAAGCAGCCACUAUGCUACUAAUUAGCAUGCUAAUAAGCAGCUACUAAAUGGAGAAUAUUGUGACGUCUUUUAUUUUUUAAUCUUAAAUAAGUGGAACGAUAAGUCCCUGAUGAUUUCUCAGAGCACACGGUUACAGCUUCAAACGUCUUCAGUUUCAAAUAUACGCAGCACUUAGGGAGACAAACAGCAACUACUCACAUUUAAGAGGCUAAAAUGAUGAAAUAUUUCAUGUUUUUAAAUCAAUUUAGAAAACUAGAUUUUAAAUCAGUCUGUUAAUUAUCGGCUACGUGUUUUAGCAAUAGAGCAGUCCCUAAAAAUAGACCUGCUAGUUGAAGUAGUGGACGAGCAGAAUAACUUUUAAAUGCAAUCGUUUCCAACAAGCAGCUAUCACACUGUAAACAAAGAAACUCUCUUUGGACUCUAAUGAAGUCUUGUUUUCAUGUUUAAAAAAACUCUGCCAGGACAGAAAUACAAAAGAGAAGUGUUUAAAAUCCAAACUUCAGUUUUCACUCCUCACCUGAAGCUUCAUUUUGUAGCCUAUGAUAAAACUUUUAGUGGUGUUUGUGUGCAGGUGGAGUUCGCCCAGCCGCCAUCGACCUGCAGAUGUCAACAUUUUUGUUUCUUCCUGUCGAUCGUUGCUUAAAGGUCACAUAUUCUCCUCCUCCUCUUCAACCAAGUCUCAGAGCUCCUCAAAACAUGUGUGUGAAGUUUCUUGUUCUAAAUCCACUCUGAUCCUGUAUUUGAUCAUGUCUAUAAACCCCUCUAUUUCAGCCCUGCUCAGAACAGGCUGUUUCUGUGUCUGUACCUUUAAAUAUGUAAAUGAGCUGUGUCUGACCACGCCCCCUCUCUGGAAGGGCUUGGGUGUCUCUGUCUUUCUUGCUCCAUGUCCUAUUGUUUACGGUGAGAAGGCAGACUCAGAGGGCAGAACAAACACCUAGCUGUGGUAGUGUCACCCACCUGGGGGAGGGGCUACUGCCCUUUGUGAUGUCAUGAAGGGAAAAUCUCCAAACGGCCUGUUUGAACACACAUUUUCUGAAAAGUGGAGCAGGCAGAAGACAGAGAGGAUGGACUUUUCUCAUCAUUGGGGGGUUUGUAGACAGAUUAGAACAUGAUGAAUUUUACAUAAUAUGUGACCUGAAACCACGAGGCCAAUUUGGUAUAACUUCUGGAGGUUUCAGUCCUACAGCUUGUUCCUCAUCAGAAAAAAAAAAGCCAUUAAGUCGAAUGCUCAGGAACAAAUAAAAAAAUGUGAAAUGCUGGGCAGAACUCCUGCUGUGGCUCAUGGGAUGUGAUGACUCAGAACUCCUCGAAUAAAACGUAUAAAAAGAUCUUCUUCCAAAUGAAACACCAAAACUUUUCUACAAACCAGGAUGUUGUAAGAGACACCACAAUGCUGCUUUUAAAUACUUAACACACGUAGAUAAAUUGAAACGAUCUCCCCACACAGGCGUAUCUUAACCACUUCUUUAGAAUAGACCACACCCUGAUGACCCCUCUUGACCCCUUGUGACCCCUCGAUAAGGACUCCAUUAGAUUGAUUUCUUUUUAUUUUCUUUAUUUUUUAUUUGUUACAUUUUUUCUUGAAUUUUCGAGAGGCAAAAUGUUUCAAAAAGCCGUGAAAACCUUCUGCUUUUUAUUUGUUUUUUGAGAAAGAGUCAACCUGGUUUAAAUUUCAUUCUAACCCGAGUUAUCAAGAUUGUAAAGUUCUGGGUGAAUCGGCCGUUUGGAAGCAAAGAAACGUCGUCAUAAUUAGAAUUUCUUAGAACACGGCUGGAUUGAACACUUUGAAUUCCGCCCCUCUCUAACUCUCUUUCAAAUCAAAUCAAAUCAAAUUAAUUUACGUUUGUCGUUAUGUAUUUUUGAGACGCUUUAACUUGUUUUUCAGGUUCAUGAGUCCACAGGUUUCUUUACCAAUCUUCAUUGAUUACUCUGUCGUUAAACCUGAGCUAAGUAUGAUUUAAAAACUUCUCUUUUGAUUUGUUUUUAAUUAACAUUUAACAAGUUGAGUUGUUUUUUAAACUAGAGGGCACAAAAUGACCCUCUAGAGAUUUGGAAUGGGGGAAUUCAAUCCACAUCAAACCAAAGUUAAAUAUUUAAAACCGUAUUUAGCGUGUUCUACGUCACCUUUAUUAUUACACGUUUCUCUUUAGAAUCAAAUUAUGAAGGAGACUGUGGUCGAGGGUCUGGCGUUGUAGUACUCUAACUUUUUGAAGGUCUCGGUCUCGUCUAGGAAUCGAAAGCAUUUUUACUCGCUCUUGUCUCGGUCUCAUGGGCGGGCUCUGGAUUUUAAAUCAAGACCGGUCUAAACCAACACUGAGAAGUAAUUUUUCCAUGUCAUAACUGUGAUUAGAAAUAAAACACCAAUUUCUAAAAGAACAAAUUACUUCUAGUGGUGAUUUGUAUCCCUCGGUUACAGCCGCCAUCUUCCUGGUGUUACAGUCUAAGUGAGUGACACGCCCUCUGCACACAAGAUGAUUAUUCUUCAGUGAUGUUUAUGGUCUUGGUCUUGGUUUUGUCUCGGUCUCGGGGCACUCUGGUCUCGGGUAUGUCUUGGUCUCGACUCGUGUGGUCCUGACUACAACCCUAUGAGGGGCUUCAUGGGACAUUUCAAAGGUUUAUUUGAAGUUGUUUUUUCUGAGCUGUAAGAAGCAGAAAAACAAACUGUGUCAAUGUAAUAACAAGUUCAAGCAUCAUUGACACAUGUUCCCCUGAAGAGCAGCCUCGUGCUCGUUAUUCCAGGAAGUGUUGCGACAGAGUGAAUCACCUCUGCACGACAAAACCUUCAUGUGAGUUUUUGCCCGAUCCUCUGGCGACCCCUUCUGGUCAGAGUUGGAACAGCACGCAGAGACAGUGAUGAACGAACAUCACGUCUCUGAUCAGCAGGCAUAAAACAUAGACGUCAGAUAUUUGUUUAUGGUCUACUCUGAGGAAAACAAACAAAACAAAACAGGAAGUAAGCGAGGAAAACCCAUGUUAUCAGUAUUUUUUUUACAUUUUUGAGAUGGGAAUUCAGGAAGACGUUUUUAUCCGCUGCUUAAUUUUCUAGAAAGAUGCUCAACAUUUUUGUGUGUAAAAUGUCACGACGUCAAGACGAUAAAUAAAAAAUGUCUGUUACAAUGUCCAGAAAAGAAACGGGACAAUAAAACACCCGAUUUCAAGUCUGUGAAUGAAAUUGUUCAUUUUCUGUAAUGACCUUUUAGACUCUAAAAACUUGAACUACAAAGUUCUUUGUCUCUUGCAUUCUCAUUGGUUCUGACACCAAAGCGUCAACCUUUGCAGACAACCUCAAUCAUCACUGAUGAGUUUGACAGCUCUGGUAACAUUUUAAAUCCAUCCUUAGGUCUCAUUUGUUUCACUCUGGAUGGAUUUUCUGAGAUGAAAAAUUAUAAUAAGAUGACAUAAUAGAUUAGAGACACACAACACAAUACUCCGUUUACACGUGAAGCCGACGACGUCUAACUGCAGUGAAACUCUGAGGAACUCAUCCCUCCAUGUUGUGUUUUUUUUUAUAAUAAAAACUGCUGUUUUAAGUUUGUGUGACACCGGCGACCCUCCUGCUCUGCCGGUGUCACCGAGACGAUGAAAUGUUGACACCACCACCCUGACACUUAGUCCUUGUUUUAGCUUCGUCUGCUUCAAAUCAACAGGAGUAGACGUUGUGUAAAAGCUUUUAUGUGGUCACUCUUUCCUCGGAUGUAGUUAAGUGAACAAUAAGGCUCGACGAAUCCCAUUAAAAGGUGGAAACCUGCGACGUCUUUGAUUGUUUUCUGUUUCUGUCGGCGUCAAACACAGCUUAAGACGUGAAGUAAACUUGACAAAACUGGAUUUAAAUUAAUAAAAAGAAGGUUUCAUGUGAAAGAAAAGAGACUUUAUUGCUGAUUUAGACUUGCAACAAUUGGAGUCGCCCCCUGCUGGUCAUUUUAAAGAAUGCCGUUUUUUUUAGGUGUUUCUUAAAAAAAACUGGAGCCCCUUUCACAUUGCCAGUUCAAGGCGGGACUUUUUGUCCCAGAGGUGUAAUGUUGGGGCGAAGUUGUUCCUCCCGCUGAGCCGGUGUUCCGUCUUGACGUGCUACCUUGUCAAAUGAUGCUACCUCUGAUUGAUUGAUUGAUUGCAGAGGCUUUUUGUAUCCCCUGUCAAAUAAUGCUCCCAGUACAGAGUCACUUCAAAACACGAGAACUCGCUGCGUUUGCAUUGUUAGCAAAAAAGACGCACGUUUUGCUACUCUAUAAUAAAACCUUUAUUUCAGAUUUUAGAGGAAGAGCGUAGAAGCACAUCUCGAUGGGUAGCACUAUUUGUUAAAACACCGGCAUCACGGGUUAUUGAAGAGGUGUAACAGAUGUAAAACGGCAUCGCUGUAAAACGGUGGGUUGGAACAGCGCUGUUUUUUGCACGUUAAGCUCCCACUGUUCCAUCACAUGUCUUUUGCAACGACCACUGGGGACAACGGUAUCACACAGUUGAGGGUUCAAUGUGUCAGUACAAAGGUGUAAUGACGAAAGAGCUUCGUUAAGUUGCUGUUUGGGGGGAAAAAAGGGUCCAAGAAGCAUCGUCCAGCAACGGCCUCAAAAACAAUCAGACGUUCUUAUCGUUUCCCUUUCUCUCCGUGUUUCACAGAAAGAACGCGAGAUGUUUCCACAAGUGCUGCACUUCUCCUUCUAACACCACUUUCUCCUUAUUGGUUUUUUCUCUUAAAAUACCAAAAACUUGUAUUUCUGUUUAAUGAACAGCUUCUCUAACGCCCACAUUGAUAUUUGUUUUUUUGUUUCUUUACGUCAGAAGAUUUAUCCAAAGGCAUCCGGUCCUUUUCAUGAUCUUCACCCAAGUCCAGUUACCUUUGGAUCAUGCUUUCAAAUUUUUGUUCCUUUAUCUGUUUUUGUGUCUCAACGUACUCUUCCUGCAGAAUUAAGAUGAAAACAUGCCGUACGUUUGCCUUUUUCCUUCUAGUGUUUCCAGGUUUACAGACACAAGCUCUUUUAAAAAGCAUCAAAAAUAUGUUUUCUUGCACUCUUAAAAAAGCAGGUGGUGUCAGUAUUUCAUCCUCCAGUUGUGAUUUUUCUCCAAGUCCACUGACGUGUGGACACCGGCUCCAGAAAAUCACCGCCUCACUCUUUUAAAAAAAAUGUUAAUUCCUCCUCUGGUGGACGAAGGAGUCGUUCACCUCCACGUGUCAUGUAGAUGUUUUUUAAUAUAUGUGGCAUCAUCUCCAUCUGUAGGCACUCCUUCAGGCAGGUUUAAGGUAGAAUAUUCUGAGUUUACUUUCUUCUUCUUUUUGAAAUCAGUAUUGUAUUUAUUUAAAAAAAAAAAAAGACAGUGUUCAUGACUGACUGACUGAAAGGCUACGCUGGUGAGAGGCGAGAUGUAGAUUUGUGGACGCUCCGUUUACAAACGCCUUUGGAUACUUGACUUCUGUCAAUAAAAAUGUGAAAAAUAAUAAAACAGUAUUACGGAA